Diaporthe citri is the source of this 1866-nucleotide messenger RNA. RefSeq lists its product as uncharacterized. Gene Ontology annotation, molecular function: ATP binding; protein serine/threonine kinase activity. The transcript is spliced from 5 exons. The record is from RefSeq and is a predicted model, not a curated record. The coding region runs from base 1 to 1866 and encodes 621 amino acids. Gene Ontology annotation, biological process: protein phosphorylation. Lineage: Eukaryota; Fungi; Ascomycota; Sordariomycetes; Diaporthales; Diaporthaceae.
AUGUCGUGGAAACUCACCAAGAAACUUAAGGAGACGCACCUGAGCCCUCUGGGCAGCUUCGGGCGCUCCACCUCCACCUCGACCAUCACCGACAAGGACGACAAGGCACAGUCUAGCAUCGCUGGCUCUGCAUCCCCUACACCGUCAGACAACAAUAUCGCCUCUUCGGAAGCCCUCACCCAGGCCCCCGUCAUAACGCCGCCCAAGCCCGGGAUUCUCGUCGUCACUAUACACGAAGGCAAAGACUUUGCAUUACCUGACCAGCACAAGAGUAUAUUCAGCAGUCACUCCAGCUCACUCUCUCAAGGAGGGGGCGCCAGUGUCGCCGGGUCCGUACGGCCCGGCUCUUCGCAACGAGCAGCGGGCUCCUACGUAAAUGGACACAGGCCCAACACGUCGGGCGGUUUUGGCAACGUGCCCACCAACCAUGGCCGUGUUUCUGGGAAGUACAUGCCCUACGCCCUACUCGACUUCGACAAGGUCCAGGUCUUUGUCAACUCCGUCGAGGGCAAUCCCGAGAACCCCCUGUGGGCGGGCUCCAACACCCAGUACAAGUUCGAUGUGUCAAGGGUGACUGAGCUCACCGUCCAUCUCUACAUCCGGAACCCGACCGCCCCGCCCGGCGCAGGACGAAGCCAGGACAUCUUCCUGGGUGUUGUCCGCAUCAACCCACGAUUCGAGGAGAAGCACCAGUUUACCGAAGACCCGAAGGCGAGCAAGAAGGACCGGGAGAAGGCAGCAAAUGAGUUCGCCGAGAAGGAGAGGACGUUGGGCCACAACGGUGUUCAGUGGGUGCCCGUGCAGUACGGACAGGGCCAGCUCAAGAUCGGUGUCGAAUAUGUCGAGAACCGGGCCGGCAAGCUGAAGAUCGAGGAUUUCGAGCUGUUGAAGGUGGUGGGCAAGGGCAGUUUCGGCAAGGUCAUGCAGGUGCGGAAGAAGGACACCAGCCGGAUCUAUGCCCUCAAGACGAUCCGAAAGGCGCACAUCAUCUCCAGGUCUGAGGUCACCCACACUCUCGCCGAGCGGUCCGUUCUCGCGCAGAUCAACAACCCCUUCAUCGUACCCCUCAAGUUCACCUUUCAAUCACCCGAGAAGCUGUACUUCGUACUGGCGUUCGUUAACGGAGGAGAACUGUUUCACCACCUGCAGAAGGAACAGCGUUUCGAUGUAAACCGGUCGAGGUUCUACACUGCCGAGCUGCUUUGCGCUCUCGAGUGCUUGCACGGCUUCAACGUCAUCUAUCGAGACCUGAAACCCGAGAAUAUCCUCCUGGACUACCAAGGGCACAUUGCGCUGUGCGACUUUGGCCUAUGCAAGUUGGACAUGAAGGACGAGGACCGUACCAACACCUUCUGCGGCACUCCCGAGUAUCUCGCCCCGGAGCUUCUGAUGGGUCAGGGCUACAACAAGACCGUGGACUGGUGGACUCUCGGUGUCUUGCUAUACGAGAUGUUGACAGGUCUACCCCCUUUCUACGACGAGAACACCAACGAGAUGUACAGGAAGAUCCUGUCAGAGCCGCUGCAUUUCCCCAGCCACGACGUCGUGCCACCAGCGGCCAAGGACCUGCUGACCAAGCUGCUGAACCGGAACCCAGCAGAGCGGCUGGGCGCCAAUGGGUCGGCUGAGAUCAAGGCUCACCCGUUCUUCCACGCCAUAGAUUGGCGGAAGCUGCUGCAGCGCAAGUACGAGCCGACCUUCAAACCCAAUGUGGCCGAUGCCUUGGACACGGCCAACUUUGAUCCCGAAUUCACAUCGGAGGCGCCGCAGGAUUCGGCUUUUCGUACAACCGGCCAAUCGCCGGCCUGGCCGAUGGGUGGCAGUGUCAAAGACCCCGGUUUCGCGGGCAGUCUGAACGACAGGUAG